CCCCCACAUGGGGUCGUAACCCCUAGUUUAGGAACCACUGAGCUAGCUAGUCUGCCUCGCUAAUGUUAGCUCAACUUAACUGUACUGAAUGGAUGCUCUUUGUCUGUUCUGGUCAACUCCUCAUUGGUGGAUGGUGUCGUGGGCAGAAGGAUACAACAACCUUCUCUCUCUCGUGCGGUUUUAUUUAAGAACUUGUCAUACCACACAGACUGACUGUAUCUAUGAAGUUGUUUGAAUUUCAGAGGAUCUCUUCUAAAGCCCAGCGAAAGAAGACUACUGAUCGUCCAACUGUAAAAGCAGUUUCCAAACAAGAAACGGAAGAGUACUCUGAUGGUGAGGAGGAUGACGAUGAUGAGGAGCACGAUGAAGACGACAAUAACAGCAAGCGCUAUGAACCUCGACAGAAAAAAUCAGUGGUUCGCUACCAGGCACCUCUGGAUGAAUCCAGGAAGAAGCCUCUGUUUUUCGACCGCCAGGCAUCUUCCACUAGAGAGAGUUACCGCAUCAGUGCCUCAGUGCCCAGGAGUGUCCACACCACCAGCCGAAGGAGUGGCAGGUCCCUCCCACGGUGUCUGCCUCUGAAUUGGCGCAAAGAGGGCAUUUGGGACAGAAUCCAUAAGGACAGAAUGAAGAUGGGUGCAAGUCUUGCGGAUGUCGACCCCAUGGCGAUUGACCAGUCGGUGCGCUUCGACACCGUUGGCGGUCUGACAAGCCACAUUUCCGCCCUGAAGGAGAUGGUAGUCUUCCCUCUGCUCUACCCAGAGGUGUUUGAGAAAUUCAGGAUCCAGCCCCCAAGGGGCUGCCUGUUCUACGGUCCCCCUGGUACGGGGAAGACCCUGGUGGCCAGAGCGCUGGCCAACGAGUGCAGCCAGGGGGAGAGGAAGGUGGCCUUCUUCAUGAGGAAGGGGGCCGACUGCUUGAGCAAGUGGGUGGGAGAGUCGGAACGCCAGCUAAGGCUGCUCUUUGACCAGGCUUACCAGAUGCGGCCAGCCAUUAUCUUCUUUGACGAAAUCGAUGGGUUGGCUCCGGUUCGCUCCAGUCGUCAAGACCAGAUCCACAGUUCCAUUGUGUCCACCCUGCUGGCACUAAUGGAUGGCCUGGAUAGCCGAGGAGAGGUGGUGGUGAUCGGAGCCACCAACCGACUGGACUCCAUCGACCCCGCCCUCAGACGCCCCGGACGCUUCGACAGGGAGUUCCUCUUUGGCCUCCCUGAUCGCGAGUCCCGGAAAGAUAUCCUGAAGAUUCACACCAGACAGUGGAAUCCUACACCGUCCGAUCCUUUCCUGGAAGAGUUGGCUGAUAAAUGUGUCGGCUACUGCGGCGCCGACAUCAAGGCGGUGUGCGCCGAGGCGGCCCUGUGCGCGCUGCGCCGGCGCUACCCCCAGAUCUACGGCACGUCCCAGAAGCUCCUGCUGGACGUGGGCUCCAUCAACAUCAACAGCCGGGACUUUGUGGCCGCCAUGAGGAAGAUGGUGCCAGCCUCCCAGAGGGCUGUGUCAUCCCCUGCCAAGGCCUUGACCCCUGUGGUUAUGCCCCUGCUGGGCCCCGCCCUCACCAACGUGCUGGACGCAGUGCAGAAGCUCUUCCCCCACGCCGAACAGGGCCUCAAGAGGAAGAGGGAUGCAGAUCUGACAGACAGCAUUCUGGAGGAUGAAAUCAUGUACAGUGGGGACGAGGGCCCCUCGUCCAAUAAUUCCAUCACCAAACAGACCACCACCAAAGGGAGCUUCCUCCAUUUUGCCAGGAGUGCGAUCUGCCACCCCACCACCUACCGGCCCAGGCUGCUGCUGGCUGGGCGUCCCGGGGCGGGUCAGAGCUCCCACCUGGCCCCCGCCGUGCUCCACGCCCUGGAGAAGUUCACCGUCUACACCCUGGACAUGGCUGUGCUGUUUGGAGUCAGCUGUACCUCACCCGAGGAGGCCUGUGCACAGGUGUUCUGCGAGGCCAAGCGGACCUCCCCCAGCAUAAUGUACAUCCCCCACAUCCAGCAGUGGUGGGACACGGUGGGCUCGGCCCUCAAGGCCACCUUCCUCAGCCUGCUGCAGGACAUCCCCUCCUUCUCCCCCAUCAUGCUGCUGGCCACCAGCAACGUGGCUCACCACGACCUGGCCGACGAGAUCCAGACUCUGUUCCGGAUGGAGUACGGAGAGGUACACUCUAUCCAAAUUCCCACCCAGCAGGAGAGAAGGAAGUUCUUUGAGAAUCUCAUCCUUAGCCAGACUGCCAAGGCACCCGCGUCCAAGAAGAAAGCCUUGAUGCAUGCCAUGGAGGUGCUCCCCCUUGCCCCCCCUCCUCCCCCCAGGCAGAUGAGUGAGAGGGAGCGUCUGCGUCUGGAGGAGCAGGAGGAGGACACACUCAGGGAGCUGAGGCUGUUCCUGCGCAACGUCACCGAGCGCCUCUCCCAGGACAAACGCUUCAAGGCCUUCACUAAGCCUGUGGACAUCGAAGAGGUUCCUGACUAUAUUAAGGUGAUCAGGCAUCCCAUGGACCUCUCCACUGUACUGUCCAAGGUCGACCUCCACAAGUACGUGACCGUCAGGGAGUUUGUCAACGACGUGGACCUGAUCUGGAAGAACGCCCUGGAGUACAACCCUGACAGCGACCCAUCUGAUCGUCAGAUUCGUCACCGGGCUUGUGCCCUGAAGGACACGACCCACGCCAUCAUCCGCGACGAACUAGACAAGGACUUUAACAGAAUCUGUGAGCAGAUCAGAGAGUCGCGCAACAAGAGAGGGUGCACGUCCUCAAAGUUUGCCCCCUCCUACUACCAGGCCUUGCCCAGAGAGGAAGGAUUUGCCGAGUCCAAGAGGCUAGGCGGUAACACUGGCAAAGACGCCAGCACCCCGUUCACUGCCAACACCCCAAGGCCCGCACUGAGGCGUGUGACCCGUGCCACCAGGACUCUGGUGCAGCAGCAGCAGUUGAUCGACGUGGACAAGGCCCUGGAGAUCCUGACCCAGAAGACGCCUCAGCUGGUCGUGGACCACGACAAACUCAAGGAAUUGCUCAAAAGAGUUGUGUCCAAGACGGAGGGCUAUGAGGUGCAUCAGCUGGAGAAGCUGUAUGCUCUGUUGUGUCAGAGCAUCUACAGACACCGCAAGAACUUUGAUAAGACAGAGCUCUUACAGGAAAUGAAGAGAGAAAUCGACAACUUUUCCUAACUUCUUCCCUUGAUGUUUUCCUAUUUUCCAUAUUGUAAUAAAAUGAUGCAUUUCAAGAUUUUCUCUUUUUUACCUAUUACAAUGGGCAUAAUCAUGCAUUACAUUGGUCAGAAAUGUGGUUACCAUAAUUUAUAGUAUUUCAGAGGCACGGACUUGAGUCAGAAUUGACUUUAGACUUGUAUAUUUUUCUUACUUGUGACUGACUAACACAGUGUGUGUAUUUUUAUGUAUGCAUUUGUCUGAAAUCAGUCACACACAGUAUGUGCGCAUAUGCACAGGUUCACUUCACGCUCUUACAGUGUGGGAGCCACGGGACCAAAACAGUGGAGAAGUUGAAACUUGUGCUUCAACACUUAGUUGUUGCGGAAAUUGACCCACUAUGCGGUUUACUUUCUGCAUCUGUCAUAUCACUGAGUCUACCUUUUCAAUUGCAUAUUAUUAAAGUAUUUAUAUAUUUUG
Messenger RNA from Salvelinus fontinalis (brook trout), 3620 nucleotides. RefSeq names its product ATPase family AAA domain-containing protein 2-like. Gene Ontology annotation, molecular function: chromatin binding; histone binding; ATP binding. Gene Ontology annotation, biological process: positive regulation of transcription by RNA polymerase II. Gene Ontology annotation, cellular component: nucleus. The record is from RefSeq and is a predicted model, not a curated record. NCBI's taxonomy places the organism in Eukaryota, Metazoa, Chordata, Actinopteri, Salmoniformes, Salmonidae.